Mercenaria mercenaria is the source of this 542-nucleotide messenger RNA. RefSeq lists its product as uncharacterized. NCBI's taxonomy places the organism in Eukaryota, Metazoa, Mollusca, Bivalvia, Venerida, Veneridae. The record is from RefSeq and is a predicted model, not a curated record.
AAAUAUUCGUUGUUGAAAUUAUUACUUUAUACAAGUUUUAGAUAACGCUUAUCACCUAAAUGCGCUAUGGCCGACAUGAUGUCCUAUCAAUAACUGAUAACUGAUCCAUCUUUACAAAUAUGUGAGCAAUGAAAUGAAUAUAACAAGGUGUGGACAUUAAUAUGAUCUGAAGGAUUACCUGAAAGACAACGGACACCAUGGAUUUAAUGAGUAGAAAAGAGAUUAUUUUCAUAUCUAUGAUUUUUAUAGGCUGCACUCAAGCAGGUACUCCGACAACCGAUCACACUGGCUCUUCCUACUCAACUGUACCCGAGGAUUUCAAUGGUACAGUCUGUAGAUUUCACAUUUCUGAUUCUGAUGCAAAUGACAUCAUAAAAGUAAACCCGGGUAAUGAUAAAACUUCAGAAUAUUUCAAUAUUGAACUGUCCGGAAGUGGAAAUGAUGUAUGGGUAAAUGUAACAGUUAAGAAACCCCUUGACAGAGAAACACUGGGAAGCGUUCUGAAGAUAAGCCUAUCUAUAACAGACAACCAACACAAUCAG